AUGCAUCAAAAUUUCCAUAUUAGACGAUGUUUAACACACGUUCGUAGAGACGUUCAAAACUGUAAACGAUCUUCUCUAUUGAUACUCAUAAUCCUGCAGAAACUUCUGGCAUUGUUGUUUUGUUUGUUUACUACAUUAUUCGAGCAUCAGAUUCAUGUUUAUAAAUGUCACCAAUAUUCUCAUCAUCCUAAAAGAAGACUUGUUUCAACACGAACAGGAAUAACUCCAGGUGUUUCAACUGAGAUCUGCGGGAUAAAACAUUGUAAAAUGAUGUUUAUUAAAGAAGAGAGUGAGGACAUGAGUUAUCCAGAAUCAUGCAGUUCAAAUGUCAUGAAAAAUGAAGAUACUGAGGAACAAAGAGAGCUGAUGGACGUGAAAGAAGAAAGUCAAGAACCGAAUGAAGUGGAGGAGGAGAAACACAAUCCGUGUCAGACACUUUAUAGUUUCAAAACUGGACAAAACUCUUUUAGUGGCUCACAGACUGAAACAAAUUUCUCACAAAAAAGAACUCUAAGAACAAGAGCCAAAAAGUCUUUCUCCUGCCAUCAGUGUGGGAAAACUUUUACACGUAAAGCAAGUCUUACUAGGCACAUGAGAAUUCACAGUGGAGAAAAGCCUUUCAAAUGCCAUCAGUGUGGAAAGAGUUUCAGACAAUCAUGUAGUCUCAAAAGCCAUUUGUCCUUUCACUCUGGAGUAAAGUCAUAUAGCUGUGAUCAAUGCGGCAAAACAUUUUCUUCAAGAUCAGUCUUACAAACACACUGGAAAAUUCAUCCAAAUGAGAAGCCUUACUUGUGUUCAUUUUGUGGAAAGGGUUUUUCAAUUCUGCGCAGUUUAAAAGACCAUCAGAGAAAACAUACCGCUGUGAGAGAUCAUAUGUGCUCUGAGUGUGGGAAGGCCUUUUACAGAGCUUACUUCCUGGAACAGCACCAGAGAAUUCAUACUGGAGAAAAACCUUACAAGUGUUCACAUUGUGGAAAGAGUUUCACUACUUCAGGAAACCUGAAAAAACAUGAGCGAGUGCAUACUGGAGAGAGACCACAUCACUGCACUUCAUGUGGAAAAAGUUUCAGUACAUCAGGAAACCUGAAAGCACAUGAGCGAGUGCAUACUGGAGAUAAACCGUACCACUGCACUUCAUGUGGAAAGAAUUUCAGUCAAUCAAGUAAUCUACUGACUCAUAGAAAAAAUCAUUGUCCUUUGUUGUCACAUUGAGCAAAGUUAAUUUUUAUUUGCCUGGAUAAAAAGAUUAAAAAAAUAGGAAUUUCUCUCAAAAGUCCAAUUACAAUUAAAGCUGAUGUAAUUUAUGUUUGUAAUUAAGUAUAUCAUUUACACAAGCACCACUGAAUGGAAUUGCAAAAAUAAAC
Molecule: messenger RNA, 1364 nt
Organism: Myxocyprinus asiaticus (Chinese sucker)
Lineage: Eukaryota; Metazoa; Chordata; Actinopteri; Cypriniformes; Catostomidae
Product: zinc finger protein 501-like
Exons: 2
Coding region: 1-1212 (403 amino acids)
Biological process (GO): central nervous system development; regulation of transcription by RNA polymerase II
Cellular component (GO): nucleus
Molecular function (GO): DNA-binding transcription factor activity, RNA polymerase II-specific; RNA polymerase II cis-regulatory region sequence-specific DNA binding
Source: RefSeq, a predicted model, not a curated record